Molecule: messenger RNA, 1734 nt
Organism: Aspergillus niger
Lineage: Eukaryota; Fungi; Ascomycota; Eurotiomycetes; Eurotiales; Aspergillaceae
Exons: 1
Coding region: 1-1734 (577 amino acids)
Source: RefSeq, a predicted model, not a curated record
AUGCGCAAACCCAGACGUCGGAACCCGUUGAAUGUCCCUUACAUUCACAGCCGAAUAACACUCGGGCGGCAGUUGCGGUGCUUUGAGGGUGCAUGGAAUUUCUGGGCCGAGGUCUGGUCACUAACACGCCUAUCUUCCAGACUAGAGAAAAUAGCACCUCGCGAUCGUUGCACCCCUGCAAGUUCUAUCAGCCGCAGAGUUCUACGUGUCCUCGACAAGUCCCUGUCUACAGUCGGUUUAAUUCUUCAGCCACAUUCAGUCAUCCAGUUUCCUCGAGUUUCCGAGGGAAUAUACUUCACCAUUGAGAUGGCCGACACGACAGAGCCGACGAACACGUCGGGCGAGCUGCCUAACCCGGCUCCUGAGUCGACGGAAUUACCAUCUGUUGAAACCACGCAGCCGACCACGACAGAUAAUUCCCUUCCACCGAUAGACACAUCUCUGCCUCCUAUCGAUUCUACAAUGCCGGCAAUGGACGAUCAUCUACCCAACCUUGACCAUACGCUGCCCCCGAUCGAUGCGACAAUACCCUCCUUGCCGCCCAUUGACACUUCGCUGCCACCACUGGACACUACAUUGCCGGCUGCAGAUGGGCAUUUGCCGGGCGGGGAGCCUGACUUCUCCUUUCCCGACACCAAGUCGUUGUCCAACGAAGGUCAUGCAUCGGAGCCUACGCAUUCAGGGCCAGGAACGAGUUUUGAUUUUACGGAGCAAUCCGUACAGUCGUCUACACCUGCUCCUACGUAUCAGUCCCCCGUGAAUGGCACCCCACUGCAACAACCAGCCCAGCAACAGUCGCAACCACUGCAGCAACAGCACCAGCCGCAGCCAGGGCAGCAGCAGCAGCAUCAGACAACGCCGGGUCAGACCCCACAACCGCAGCCGCCAUAUCAUCAACAAUAUGCGCAGCCACCGCAGCAUUCACCCUCCCAUCAGUCUACGCCUGCGCCACAACAUACGCCGUCGCAGCAGUCCCAGCAAUAUACGCCGGGGCAGCCACAGCCGCAUCAGUAUCAGCAGCAGCAGCCGCCGCAGCAAGGAUCGGACAUGUACCACAACCACCAGAGUCAUUCCCCCUCAAUGAAUGCGCCUUCGAUGCAGCCCAUGGAUCAUCAUGCCGUUUCGGGACAAUCGUCGCAGAUCCCUCAGGCACCUAUUGGCUCACCGAUGCCAUCCAAUAUGCCUCCGAUGCCGUCGGUGGGCCAGUACAUGACGGGAUACCCUACCAAUGUCGGGCAGAUGGGCAUGAACGCAAACGCGCAAAUGCGCUAUCAGUUACCAGGAGAUCCCAAUAAGCUGUUGUCGGGCGGACGGCAUAAGAAGGAGGUGAAACGUCGGACGAAGACGGGGUGUCUCACCUGUCGUAAGCGGAGAAUCAAGGUACGUACCAGGAAAAUAUGGCAGAGAGAAAAAAAAAAGCAUGACCCCUCAGCAAUAAGUGAGAUGGGAUUGGCGGGAGAGAAAGGGGGAGAGAUGCAGUUGGAAAGGCACAGAGAGAGAGAGAGGCGGGGAGCGAGGGAAUGGCGGAGGGGCGGGCCUUUCGCUUGUGCAGCAGCAACCCCGCCGGUCGCUUGUUGUUGUUUGCGCCCACUCGCCUAUCGCUGUGCUCCCCGCCUGUCUGGGCUGCCUUUUUUCGCUGCCACCCCUCGACCUCCUUCCUCGUGCUUAUUUUUUUGCUUUAUUAUUUCCCAAGCUCUAGCAGACCAUUACCUGUCGGCUGAGUCUUGCCACUGA